Messenger RNA from Acanthosepion pharaonis, 603 nucleotides. The record is from the annotation of a GenBank genome assembly. NCBI's taxonomy places the organism in Eukaryota, Metazoa, Mollusca, Cephalopoda, Sepiida, Sepiidae.
AUGUGUCGGCAUUCUUUUUCUCUUCACUUUUACAACCUUCAUCACUCCAUCUUGUUUUUUGCGCUUUUCCUAUUACUCUCUUUCGCUCCUCCUCACUCACUCUCUCAUUCUUUCUCUGCCUCACUCUCUCUCUCUCUCACUCUCUGUUUCUCUGCCUCGCUAUUUCUCUCUCUAUCUCUUUCACAGAGAAGUUUUCUAUCUUUUUCCUCUAACGUUACUCCUUCCUGUCUCCAGAAGGCAACGGCUUCGAUCAAUGAGGCCUCUGAAAAUAGCAGCUGUGGCCGUUGCACUGCCUGUGUUGUUCAGAGAUGCAGCAAAUCGACGAUGAUUAAUCAAGGAAGCACAGAAAAAAGAAAUAAAAAUGGCAUCCGUUCGUGUACAAUAAAUAGAUUAUCUAUCUAUCUAUCUAUCUCUCUAUCUAUCUAUCUAUCUAUGUCGGUCCACAGCUACCUAGCUAUCGUUAUGUAUGUCUAUUUAUACCUGUCUUUCGGUCGGUAUAUCUAUCUAUCUAUCUAUCUAUCUAUCUAUCCCAUUUAUCCCAUUUUCUUUAUGUCUGUUUCUCUCUUUAUAUCAAUUUGUCAAUCUAUCUAUCUAAUAUUUUAA